AUGGCAAGUCCAGAUCGAAGUAAACGGAAGAUAUUAAAAGCCAAAAAAACAAUGCCUGCAAGUUGUCGGAAGCAAGUAGAGAUCCUGAAUAAGUCAAAGAAUGUUGAAGCACUGAAAAUAGCAGCAACUGGGAAUAAUGUCUCAAGUGGUAACCAGAAUUCAAGUACUGGUGUCAUAAGUAACAAAUGCAGACAUUCUGAAAAUGAUGCUUCGUCUAUGGACUCUAACAGAAAUUUCGUAUGUUCACAGAAAAAUGAAGUAUUUUCUCAGAAUUUAAUAAAACCACCAGAAAUUGUUGAUUUGAAAACAAGAUUGGGAUAUAUUGAAGAACAAGUUGUGUGCCCUUGCCAAAAGCCAAGUAAAACAAUAGAAUCUCCCAGGAAACUAUCUACCCAAGAGGCAAAAGAUUUGUCACAAAACACUUCAGAAAACUAUUUUGAAUGUCAGGCAAAUAUAACAAGAUCCUUACUUGAACAACACAAAGAGGAUUGUAAUCUGGGAUCCAUUAGUCAUCCACCCAGUGUACUGAGUAGUAUAAUUCAAAUGCCAAAGUCUACAGUAAUCAAUAUCUUGGAUGAUAAGAGAAUUGACAAGAUGAAUUCUCAUUUUGAAACAGACUCCAAUUCUGCGUCACAUGAUAAAAAGCAAAAUGAUGUUUUGAUUUUAAGUGCAGAUACCCGUUUUGUGCUUGUUGAUAAAAUACCUACAUUGGUGAAUUCAGUCAUUUCUCGUAACUGUGCUGCUGACAUUUUGAAAACUGAAGAAUCCUGUAGAAUUUGUCAUUCAAGCAUUUCAAAUUGUAAAACUACAGACUCAAUUUGGCUAUCAUCACUUGACACAGAUAAUAAUAACAGCCAUAAUCAAAAGAAGAGGAUGUUUUCAGAAAACAAAGAAAAUGUUAAGCGCAUGAAAACUUCAGAGCAAAUUAAUGAAAAUAUUUGUGUAGCUCUGGAAAAGCAAACAGCAUUGCUGGAACAGGUCAAACAUUUGAUUCGACAGGAGAUCUGUAGUAUAAAUUACAAACUAUUUGAUAACAAACUGAAAGAAUUGACCGAACGCAUUGGGAAGACACAGUGCAGGAAUAAACAUGAAGCAAUAGCUGAUGAACUCUUCGCAAAAAUAGCAAAACUUCAAAGACGUAUUAAAAAAGUAUUGUUAUCUCAAAGGACUUGUUUGCAGCCAAACGUGUUAUCCAGUAAUACAGCCUAUAAGGUUGCAAAUUCAGAGUCAGUUAAUAGUCCAUAUGAAAGAAAGACGUCUGUGAACUCCGAACCUUCUCACUUUUCAGAAAAAGCAAGUGAAAAGAUUGAUUUGUCACUGGAUCAUGAUGAGGCUGUUUCUGAAAGUAAUAACGAUGAUGUUAUGUUGAUUUCUGUGGAAAGCCCUAGUUUGACAACACCAAUUACAUCAAAUCUAACAGAUACUGGAAAAAUUACAUCAGGAAAUUCUCACAAUUCACCUGAUGCUAAAACUGAAGCUGUAGAAACAAAGAAACUUGAUUCUGUGAUUGACCUGACGGAAGAAGACCUGUCAAACUGCAACACAGAAAAUCCCGUAUCCACCCUGGAGUCACCUAUGAAAGCUGUUUCUAUCUCAAAAGAGACAACUCAAGUGGCACAAAGUGCAACCCAGGUUCCUGAGUCCUUUGAGCAUCUGCCACCUCUCCCAGAACCACCAGUACUGCUACCUGAACUGGUAGACAAAAUCCGGGACACACUUCCUCCCCAGAAGCCUGAGCUUAAAGUGAAACGGGUGCUGAGACCCAAGGGCAUCGCCCUGACUUGGAACAUCACCAAAAUCAAUCCCAAGUGUGCGCCCGUGGAAAGCUACCACCUCUUCCUGUGCCAUGAGAACCCCAAUAAUAAGUUGGUUUGGAAGAAAAUUGGAGAAAUUAAAGCUUUACCACUCCCAAUGGCCUGUACUUUAUCUCAGUUUUUAGCUUCCAACAAAUAUUAUUUCACUGUCCAAUCUAAAGAUAUUUUUGGGCGAUAUGGACCAUUUUGUGAUAUAAAAUCUAUCCCUGGGUUUUCCGAAGCUCUCAGUUAA
Molecule: messenger RNA, 2046 nt
Organism: Pteropus alecto (black flying fox)
Lineage: Eukaryota; Metazoa; Chordata; Mammalia; Chiroptera; Pteropodidae
Gene: ATF7IP2
Product: activating transcription factor 7 interacting protein 2
Exons: 11
Coding region: 1-2046 (681 amino acids)
Biological process (GO): regulation of DNA-templated transcription
Cellular component (GO): nucleus; transcription regulator complex
Molecular function (GO): protein binding; transcription coregulator activity
Source: RefSeq, a predicted model, not a curated record